AUGUCUGCACAGCAAGCACUUAACCAACUGAUCCACUCCACCACAUACUCUUUUAUGAAUGUAAUUAAGAAAACAAAAGCAAGUAUGAGAGAGGGCAAGUGAAUCACUAUAUCAUUAAUGAACUCGCUAACAAACUAACUCAGUCCUCUUGGGUACCCUAAGGCCUGUGUGGCUCGAGCUCCUUUGUCUUUUAGCCAGAGUUCCCCAUGCUUCUUGGGUGAGGGGAUGGCCAGAAUGAGGGAUAUGCUGACCUACUACACAAGUGCUCCCAGCAAAGAUGGGAGUGAGUUUGGCCUGGUGUUGGCCAGACCCUGAGGGUUAAUGGGAAGCACCUCCCAUGACCUUGUGGAAAGGGAGGGAGAGGGUGUAGGCUGUCACCAUAUCCUCUGGGGUUCUUCUAGAGGAAGACACAUUUGGAGUCAGUGGAGCCUGAAGCUAGCAGGCCAGCUGACAGAGGGAGGGUGGAAGAAACCAAGAGCCCCUCAGCUGGGGGGAGGACUCAUCAAGGUUGGGCUAUGAAUUCGAGGAGCCCAUGGCUGUCAAGACUAGCAACCAGCAGGAGGACUGACAGGACACUGGAUAGGAGACAGGAUCAGGAGCUGGCCUGGCCUGAGAGAGCUGCGAAGCUGGGGUGAGCUGCCAUGUGGAGCUGUGGCCCACUCAACAGCACAGCGUGGGGUGAGGAGCCGCUGUGCCGCAACCUGCGCCUGGGGCUGUGGAUCCUUUCGCUGUUCUACCUGGGGGCAGGUGUCCCUGUGGGCUUGGGCUACAAUGCCCUGCUGGUGCUGGCCAACCUGACCAGUAAGAACAGCAUGACCAUGCCAGAUGUGUACUUCGUGAACAUGGCUGUAGCGGGGCUGGUGCUCACGGCCCUGGCACCUGCAUACCUGCUGGGUCCCGCCCACUCCAGGUGGGCCCUGUGGAGCCUCAGCAGUGAGGCCCAUGUGACACUGCUCAUCCUGUUCAACGUGGCUUCCCUGGUGACCAUGUACUCCACUGCACUGCUGAGCCUCGACUACUACAUCGAGCGUGCCCUGCCACGCACCUAUAUGGCCAGUGUGUAUAACACCCGGCACGUGUGCGGCUUUGUCUGGGGCGGGGCAGUGCUCACCAGCUUCUCCUCCCUGCUCUUCUACAUCUGCAGCCAUGUGUCUUCUCGCAUCGCUGAGUGUGCCCGGAUGCAGAACACGGAGGCUGCUGACGCUAUCCUUGUGCUCAUCGGCUAUGUGGUGCCAGGUCUGGCUGUGUUGUAUGCGCUGGCGCUCAUCUCAAGGAUUGGGAAGGAAAACACGCCCCUGGACCAGGACACUAGCAGGCUGGACCCUUCUGUGCAUAGGCUGCUGGUGGCCACUGUGUGCACACAAUUUGGGCUUUGGACACCUUACUACCUGAGUCUGGGGCACACAGUGCUGGCCUCACGGGGGAGGACUGUAGAGGGGCAUUAUCUGGGCAUCCUGCAGGUUGCUAAAGACUUGGCCAAGUUCUUGGCCUUCUCAAGCAGCUCCGUGACGCCGCUGCUCUACCGUUACAUCAAUAAAGCCUUCCCCAGCAAGCUCCGACGGCUGGUGAAGAAAAUGCACUGUGGGCACCGGCACUGCUCCCCUGACCCUGCAGGGAUACAGCAGGUGAUGGCACAGGCGUAACUAACCCUUCCCUGGUCUUGAGUCCCAGGAGAGGGCCUGACCAUGAGGAACACUAAAGUUCAACUGGACGCAUAGCACUUUGUUCCCCAAGCACAUGGCGCUUCCAUCCGCAGGAGACAUGCUGAAUACAGAAUAGCACAGGGGGGCAUUUCUCUUGACAUUUUCUGUCUUUUCCCCUGAAAGGCCGAUCUUGGUCUGCAGCUGCAUUGCAGAAAGCGGUGGUGUCUUGUGCAUACGGCUGCUUCUAACUAACCUCCCCACCUUCCCCUCAAGGUGUGUGCCUUUCUCCCAGGGAUACCUUCAAGGUUCAAGUCUUCAAAAGCAGACUGACCUUUGGCCUCCCUGGUAUUUGGGCUCUCUAAAUGAAGUGAUGAAAUCUAAAGCCAGUAUUUAUACUUCGUAUUGACACAAUACUUGAUUCUCCUCUCCCCCUCUCUUUUUUAAAAAAUAAAAACAAGUGUUAGAAAAAUGCCUAGUAUUAAGAUGAAAACAGUACAAGGGAACAUGGCUGUCACUGAUACCAAUGUUACAGCUUGAGGACAGGACAGUGUGCCUGUCAGGCCUGAAUAGUUGACAAUGAUAGCUGUGGAGCACUGGACCUCUCCCCAGCCACACACACCUGGCUUCCUCUCUCCUGCUGAGAAACGAGCUGAGUAUUGGCCUGUCUUUCCAGUGCCACAACACGUGCACGUCAAUAAAUGGAAGAAAGUACUCUCUCUUAGUGCAGAACCUGGAGGACCUCUCUAGGGGAGAGAUCUGGGCAUGGUAAAGUGUUAGCCAGACAUGGAAGGGAGAGGCAGGAUGGUAUGAGGCCAGGUAGGUACCCCAAGAUGACCAGGGACUGGCAUCCGGGGUAAAGGCCCUGCCUGGCCGGUUUCACACAGCUGUGGGUGGUACAGGAUGAGGCUCGCUUACCACAGGUGUCUGGGACCAGGCCUCACCCACGUGCCUCUGGGGCCUUGUGUUUGGUAAUUAACUACUCUAACAUGUGGGCAUGAAAAGAAUUCCUCCCGCCCUAUUCCAUCAUUGUCACCACCCAAGUCUCUAGGGUUACAUUGCAGACCCACAACUCCCUGUUCCCCAGUUCUAAAGUUCCCCUCCAUAAGAUCAUCUAACCUGCCUGUUAGAUGAUAGGCCGGUGUGGUCCAUGCUCAGUGAGUGGCCUUCCUACAGGGCCCGAAGGCUGUCCUGGCUGCUUGGGAAACUCAGCUACAAGUAACUUUAGUUUUAUCUAUGCUAUGCAAACAGCAUUUCCUGGGAUGGUGACUGCCCAAGUUAAUCUGCUUUAAAGAGGAUCAGGGAGGGAGGUGCAUGAGGUCCUCAACCCCAGCUGUGACCCACUGGCCAUGCUCUGUGGGGUGCAGUUCCUCACGAAUAAACCACAAGACUGGAUUAGAUUACAGUCUUCAGGAUUGCUUCUGGCUGUAGAGUUUUGUUUUGAGGCUUUUAAAAUGGCAAGCUCAACUUGCCCUCUCCUUGCUCCCAGAUGCACAGCUGGAUGGAGGCUCUGAGGCUCUCGUGGCUGCCAGGCUUUCCAUACCAACUGCCACACUGGCCACCUUAAUGCUUGCUGAGGAAACAGGAACCCUCACCAUGAAGGUUCUAGCUGGGCCUAGCCUGCAGCCCAGUUCUCCUAUGGGUGAGAGCAAGCCCAGGGGCCAAGGUCAGGGCAAGCAAAGGGCAGCCUAAGCUUUGUGGGUCAUAGGGGAAACAGGAUCCAGAUGGGCGGGGCUGUUUGUGAUGUUCCUGUCCCAGUUUAAAGCAGUCAUUGCCCUUGUUGACCAUUUUAUACCCUUUGCUCCAGGCAGAGGUCCUGGGAGGGGCAGGCCCCAGGUCCUGGAAGGGCUCUGUGUCCUGGAAUCAUUCAUCCCAAUCAUUCCCAAGAAAGGUGAGGAGAGGCCCAAAUGUUCCUUAGUUGCACCUUCUCAGUGGCCUUAGGUACAAACUGGCCAAGUUCUAGGGGACUCUUGAGGGACUGGAAGCCAGGACCCUGUGACUAGCAUUAAGUGUAUAGCCACUUGUCCUGCAGAGAUCGUCCAGUGGACACCCAGCUGUCUGCAUGGGUCUUACUGGUGGAGCCACACAUGGCCGGAAGAGUGGCCAUCUGCAGCGCAGAUCCUUUCCCUGGAGUGAGGCACCCUCCCACCCAGGACCCUAUUCCUACCACCUGCCUCCUCCUUGCCCAAGCCUUCCACCACAACUACCAUAGUCACUGGUGCUGACGUCUACUGUAUGUGAUUCUAUGCUGAGUUCAUCCUGGGAGUCCCCAGGGUCUGCUUCCCAAGUCUUCUGCCAUGCACCUCCCAAAGUAGGAGAGAACCUUAACCACAUAGAAAAGAGGUUACUGCAAUGAUUCGUGUGUGUACUCUGUGUGUGUGUGUGUACUCUGUGUGUGUGUGUGUGUGUGUGUGUGUGUGUGUACGCACACACAUGCCCACAUGCACGAUGCUUUCUUGCAUAAGUUUAAGAUGCCAGGCAGGACAUGCAAUUCUUCAAGGAUCGUUAAUUUGGCUGUCAACACUUCUUGAUGGUUAUAAUUUACAAUGAAUGCUCUUAUUUUCAUUAACUCACAAGAAAGCUUGCCAUGUCAUUACUUAGGGUUCCAGAAGGUGACCUUUUUCUUGGGUUUCUUUCACAAUGUCACAUGACAUGACAGAGGGAACCCAGUCAAUGCUCUUUGGGGCAGAUACACCCAGGAACCAAAAGACACCUGUUCUGUUAGAGAAAGCAUUCGGCAAGGGCUGGACCAGGGAGAAGUUACAACUGUGUGUCUGGCUGGUUUUUGGGAAGGGGGGGGGAGCUUUCUCAUUCCUGACCUACAGUAUCCACCCACAGGGCUGGAUCCAUUUGCCAAAAUUCUGUGAAUGUGAAAAAGAAACUACUGAUGAAAUUCACACAUCUGAAUACUAUUAAAUUAUUUAACAUGUGA
Messenger RNA from Mesocricetus auratus (golden hamster), 4572 nucleotides. It is a transcript of the gene Gpr146, whose product is annotated as G protein-coupled receptor 146. Bases 642 to 1643 code for a protein of 333 amino acids. Lineage: Eukaryota; Metazoa; Chordata; Mammalia; Rodentia; Cricetidae. Gene Ontology annotation, cellular component: membrane. Gene Ontology annotation, molecular function: G protein-coupled receptor activity. Gene Ontology annotation, biological process: G protein-coupled receptor signaling pathway. The transcript is spliced from 2 exons. The record is from RefSeq and is a predicted model, not a curated record.